AUUAGUCACGUGCUGCCCGCGUUAAACACGUCCAGCUCGUGAGGACGUCCACCACAUUUUCACCGCCCACGGUCAUGUGAGGCUGCUGGAGGACUAGCGUUUGAUCAUCGCCGCCGCUUCAGCCGCGCCUCGCCUGGUCGCCGCGGAGAAGGUCGACGCUGAAUGGUCGGAAGAUGACACAUGGACGCGAGGAGCGAGCGGAGCGGCACACGGGGAUGAAAUAAAGUCCUCCCGGGUAACGCAGCCUGGCUGCCUGGGCGGUGAAGCUUUUACGUAACGGAGCUUUGUGGAGGGAUUGCAGGGAAGCUUCUGGCUUAAUCACAGCCUGGAAACGCAGGUGACAUAAGCCAAGAUUUGGUUUGUCCACCGUUCAGCAUGAUCAGUUGCGGGACUCUCCUCCAUCUUAAGUGACUGCAUCAGGAUGAACGACGGCUACAAGCCAGGUGGAGGAGUCUCAACAGUCAAGGCCGAUGUUGUCCUCCACCCUGUCAACCUUGACAAGGACAGGGAUUUACGUCCAGGUUACGUGCAAGGGUUCCUGGGGGACGACCCAAACUUCAACCCCCCUACAUUAUUUGAGAAGGAAUACCUGCUGGAUGGAAGGUUAAUGGACAAUAACCAUACAGUGUGUCAGAAAGGUAACGGUUCAUACAUGGCUAGUGCAAAUCAGCUUCAUCUCUCCAAUGACAAUAAGAAUGUGGCGGACUUUCCUGCUUGUGUUGACUCAUGCAUGCCAACAAACUGUGCAGGUAGUCAAAUACGUAAUGGUGCAAGAUCAAAAAUGUCUUGUUUUGAUCUGAAACAAGAAACUGAUCCAUCUCACUUGCAAUCCAACCCUAAAGACAGCCAGGAUGUGGUCAAUUUAUUGCCUGCUAAAAAAGAGCCGGAUUUAGUCAUUGAAGUUGGCGGGCAGACAAUUAAUGCUCACAAGUCGGUCCUGGCAGAGAAAAGCGACUAUUUUAAAGCUCGGCUGUCACGAAGCGUCCUCAAAGUGAAGGGUAUGAGCUACAAGACAUUAUCGACGCUAAUAGACUACGUUUACACUUCCCGCAUGAAAGUUUCAAAGGACAACGUUGUUGAUGUCAUCACAGGGGCCAAAAUCCUCCAAAUCCCCUGCGCCGUCCAGGCGGCCAUGGACCGAGUGACAGAACAAAUCACUGUAGAGAACUGCUACGAGAUUCUAAACAUUGGAAAAAAACAGCGGCUCAGUGAGCUAAAAGAGACCGCUUACGGCUUCAUUAGCGACAACUUCCUUCAGAUCCUCAAGGACCCCUGUGUGUACGGGCGUCUGACCGGGUCUGAGCGGGAUCUGGUCCUGAAGAAAAGAAUGGACGGGAGGAAGACUCUUAUGGUUGCCGAGGUAAACGACGUGUUCGAUCGCGUUGGGAGCCGACCGCCGAGCCGCUGUGGUAGCCGUCCUCAGAGCCCCCUGUCAGUGGGGUCUUUGGAGGAGAGCCACAUGAUCUACUCCUUCAGUGAGGCAGCCAGUGACUGGAGAGCUUUGACAGCCAUGCCUGAGGACAUAAACACUAAAGGAUGUGGAAUCUGCACUUUGUUUAAUUACCUGUUUGUGGCAGGGGGGAUAAAAGGCUAUGGGGACAAAGGGAAGGUAUCAGACAAAGUUUUCUGUUAUAAUCCCAAAACCAACCGCUGGACUGAGAUCCGACCUAUGACCCAAGCUCGUGCCCAGCUAAAGCUGGUGUCCAUGGAUGGCUACCUGUACGCUAUCGGAGGGGAAUGUUUGUUUACUGUGGAAAAAUAUGACCCUCGAAUGGACCGAUGGACAACGGUAGCCCCUUUGCCGAAAGGAGCUUUUGCUGUGGCUCACGAGGCCACGACCUGCAGCGGAGAGCUAUACGUCUCUGGGGGCUCGCUCUUCUACCGCCUCCUCAAGUACGACCCCAAGAGGGACGAGUGGCAGGAGUGCCCGUUCAACAACAGCAGGAAGAAGUCGACGGAUAUGGUGGCACUGAAGAGCUUCAUCUACCGCUUCGACGUCACCCGCGAGCAGGGCAUCAACGUGUUCAAGUACAACACCAUAGUGAAAAUGUGGCACGAUUGCGCAUCGCAGAGACUCGGCAGCUCGUUACCAUUUAGGUGUGCCGUCGUGGGCAAUUGCAUCUACUGUGUGAACAAAAGUCAGACUCUCCAGUUUGUGGUGGAGGAAGAGAACGCCUACUUUGUGGAGGAGCCGCUGAAGGCACCUCUCGAAGCCAAAGGCCUUCUUUUUCCUUUUGUGCUCACUUUGCCUGAAAAGGCUGAGAAAGUUACGCCCGGGUGUGAUUCAGAGUAACAAUACUCCAAAGCAGGCUAUAAUGGAACCUCCAAAGUCCAACAGAUACUGUUCUGUGAUGUUGGUUGACUUCCAAGUUGUUCCAACUGCAAAAGAUGAUAGAUUACCCUAAGGGCAUUCAAUUGAUCGCAACAGGACUGUUCAGUUGGUCCUAGCAGACGUUUCGCCUUUGAACAGAGCAGGCUUCAUCAGUUCACUUAUACACUUAAGAUAAUAAACUUUGGUCAGAGCUUGUCAGACUAGAUCAAAGUCUGAGAAUACAUUGACCCAGAUGAAUGAUAACAUCCAUCAUCAUAAUAGAUUACCGUCUUGACCGGAAUAUAAGAUUCAAAGUCGUCUUUUAUUCAGGUAAUACAGAAUUAUACAUGCAAACCAGUUGAUGGCAGCAAACGUCUUCAUGUGAGUCAGAGCUUUUCUUCUUGUCACUCACACAUGUAGAGAUACGCCUGCGAGGGCUGGACAAUUAUUUAAACUUUGAUUUCGAUUUUGGCUGCUCAUGAUUAUGAAAAUAUAAUAAUCAACAAAACGAUUGUAGGGCCGUGCAACGUGCAUGCAAAUUCCAGAGCUUGUGACGGUGGAAUGGAUGAGGAGGGAAUGAGUGGAAAAAAAGAACAUGUCUACAAGAAGUUUGGUAUCUCUCCAUGGUUGCUGCUUUUUGUUUGACACAGAGCUAGUAUGCCUAAGGCAUAGGAUUUCCACGUUGACUUAACCGCAAACGGAGUCACAUAAUCAGCCAAUGAAAUGCAAUCCGCUCUUAAACGCAGGAAAUCAGGGAAAUUGACAUACAUGUAAGUGAAAUGCUGUUAUUGUGAAGAAAAGGAACAUUUCUUUGGGGAAAAAUUGUGUCCAGGACGGCUCAUUCAUCCCCGAAACACAUCCUGAACUAAUGUCGAGACGGCCACUUGCAACAGAGACUAAAUCAUGAAGCUAAAGCUAGCGAGAACAAUCCAUACACACACAACAUAUAUCAUCUGCUUGUGUUGUGACGACAUCAUCGAUGUAACAACAAUGUACAAACAGGACAGCAGUUGCAACUUGAGAAGCGCUCUCUCUCUCUUUUUUUUUUUAACAGCCUCAAGUCGCCUCCGCACCUCAAGCAGAGGAGAGCACAGCAACAAUCAAUAUUAGUGUUGCGCCACAUCCGAUCUGACUGCGUUAACAAAUUAAAGGUUUCAAAAUAGUACUUUACACAAGCAUAAUGUACUUAAAGCGCUUAUUGACACAUUUACACAAUUAUUAUCAUUUGACCUAAAACACUGGUCAAAUUGUCCAUUUGAUUAACAAACAUUUUGUUACAUUUUAUUUUACACAUUAAGCACACACUCUAUGGCGGUAAAAUAACUGUAAAUGGUAAAAAAAAAUUAAAAAAACAAUUGAAAAGGAAAAAUUUUAUUUAAUUGUUUUAAAUUGCUUUUGUUAUUUAAAUUUGUUAUUGCUAUUAUUUUUGUUUUUACUUGUGGUUUAUUCCUUACUAAAUUAUAUUGAUGUGUUUUUUAAACUUUAUUUACAGUUGAAUUUUGGUGGUACAAUAGUCGUGUUUUCAAAUUAAUGAAUAAACGUGACAUUAAUCGUAAUGAUAAUAUUGAUCAAAAAAUUUAGGAUGUAUUAUUUUUUGCCGUAGGCCUAUUUGUCCAGCCUUAGCACCCGAGACAACAACUGCCAAACACACAACAGAAGAGGGCGUAUGAUGCUGAUUUUAAUAUAUUGGUGAUCAGUGAAGCACAGCCCUCAAACAACUGUUGAGCAGCUAAGAAAAAUAAUAUCCUUUUUAAUUGUAAUUUACCAAUUGUUAUUUCACUAGUAUUAUGGAAAAAAAGAGAUUGAUUUAAAAAAAAAAAGUCGGAGGACUUCUUUCCAGGUUCAAUACGAUAAUAUGCUCCAGGCUCAUACUGCAGCAAUCAUAAAACUAGGUGUGUCGUGAUCCGAUAUUGAAAAAAAAUAUCAGUCUGAUGUCAGCAAAAAAAACAUCACUAAGUGUGUACAGUAUCGUACCACUUGUACAAAGCUGGACAGCCAGUUAACAUCUAAUUGUCCUCCAAUAAGCACACAAGGUUGGUCUUUUCUUGUAUUGUAGUCAAGUCGUUUACGAAAGGUAAACACGGUAGGCUAUGAGCUAGCAGCUACACAACAGCUAAGCACACAACAACGCACAACCAAUACAUACUAAAUAAGUGACCUUAAAUGAACAAUGUUGCAUUCCAAAACGCCACAUUUGCCAAUAUAAACAAGUGUUAAAUAAUUAGUUGUAUAUUACUUAAAGGCCUACUGAAACCCACUACUACCGACCACGCAGUCUGAUAGUUUAUAUAUCAAUGAUGAAAUCUUAACAUUAUAACACAUGCCAAUACGACUUAUAAAGUGACAUUUUAAAUUUGCCGCUAAACUUCCGGUUCGAAACGCCUCUGAGGAUGACGUAUGCGCGUGACGUAGCCCGGCGAACACGGGUAUGCCUUCCACAUUGAAGCCAAUACGAAAAAGCUCUGUUUUCAUUUCAUAAUUCCACAGUAUUCUGGACAUCUGUGUUCAUGAAUCUGUUGCAAUCAUGUUCAUUGCAUUAUGGAGAAGGAAGCUGAGCAAGCAAAGAAGAAAGUUGUCGGUGCGAAAUGGACGUAUUUUUCGAACGUAGUCAGCAACAACAGUACACAGCCGGCGCUUCUUUGUUUACAUUCCCGAAAGAUGCAGUCAAGAUGGAAGAACUCGGAUAACAGAGACUCUAACCAGGAGGACUUUUGACUUCGAUACACAGACGCCUGUAGAGAACUGGGACAACACAGACUCUUACCAGGAUUACUUUGAUUUGGAUGACAAAGACGCAGACGUGCUACUGUGAGUAUGCAGCUUUGGCUUCUAAACAUUUGAUCGCUUGACCGUAUGUGCGCAACUUUUUUUUGCGUAUGUACGUAACUUUUUUAAAAUAUAUAAGCUUUAUGAACCUUGGGUUAGGUGAACGGUCUUUUGGGCUGAGUGAUUGUGUGUGUUGAUCAGGUGUUUG
Entelurus aequoreus (snake pipefish) is the source of this 5285-nucleotide messenger RNA. RefSeq names its product kelch repeat and BTB domain-containing protein 11. Gene Ontology annotation, molecular function: protein binding. The transcript has 2 exons. Bases 422 to 2293 code for a protein of 623 amino acids. NCBI's taxonomy places the organism in Eukaryota, Metazoa, Chordata, Actinopteri, Syngnathiformes, Syngnathidae. The record is from RefSeq and is a predicted model, not a curated record.